AUGACGGUAUUCGACACCCGCCCGCCAAGAAAGGCCAUCCUGUUGGCUCUGUCCCUCCUGACCCUCGUCACUCUACUGUCGUCGGCGACAAGCCCGGUCGCCUGGGCAGCAUCAUCGCCUCGGACCGGCCCGACGACGGCGGACGUGCUAUCCUCGCGGUCGGCGUCGGGCGAGGCGCUGGAUGCCUCGUCGUACAUCAAGAGGCACCCGACGCUGCCCGUGCUGGGCUACGUGACGCCGUGGAACGCGGCGGGCAAGGCGCUGGUGGAAGAGUUCCGAAACAAGUUUGACCUCGUCGCGCCCGUGUGGUACACGGUGCACGCCGACGAGAAGCGGACGCGGCGGCAGGGCCGAUACGAGGUCAGGGGAGGGCCUGCGUCCAAGGCGGAUAAGAGGUGGGUCGAGAGGCUGCAGAGGCCGCCCGACGCCUACCACUCGCCCCUCAAGGUCGUGCCGCGCUUCCUCCUCGAAGGGUGGCAGCAGCGCGACUAUGUCGAGCUCCUCUCGAACCGCACCCUCUGGUCCUCUCUCGCCUCGUCCCUCGUCGACGAGGUGCAAAGCCGAGGCUACGACGGCCUCGUCUUCGAAUCCUCGGCCACUUACCUGCUCCAGGAACCCCUCUCGCUGCUCGCCACGUCGCUCCACGACGCCGGCAAGCUCCUCGUCCUCGUCCUCCCGCCCAUCCGCACCCGCACCUCGCUGGGCGUCCGUCCCUCGUCGACGUUUGAGUCGCAAAACACCAUGAUCCUCCAGUCGCUCCCCGCCCUCUCCAAGGUCGCAGACUACUUCAGCAUCAUGACCUACGACAUGACCGGCGCCGGCGGACGCGAGGCAAAGGUGGCCGCAUCCGACUUGCCCGCCGACAGCCCGCUGCGCCAGGUCAAGAGGGGCACCCUGAGGCAGCCCGGUCCCAACACGCAUCCGGAGUGGAUCCGAGAGAACCUCGUCGCCGCCAUUGAGUCGAGCGGCUCCGCCGGUGGCGACAACGACCAGGGCGCUCAGGCGCCAUUUGGCAUCGACGAGGCAGCCAUGGAUCCGACCAACCCGUUCCCCAGCGCCAUCGUCAGCGAGACGACGCUUUCGUCGGUCCUGGGCCCAAAGUGGCUCAUGGGCCUGCCCAUGUACGGCUACACCUACCCGCUCUUCUUUCUCGAUCUCGAGACGGGCAGGGGGAUACCGCUCGAUCCCUCCUCCGCCUCGGCGCUCCACUCGCCAACGACGCUGCCCAUCCUGCGCGGACCAGGCCGACCUCUGACGUCGGCCGACAUCGUCCGGCUCUUGAAGACCCACCGGCCCUCCAGUCUCGAGCUCGACGACGAGUCCGGAGAAAGCUUCUUCGACUACCUCGAACCCUCGUCGGCCGCCGGCAGCGGCAGCGACGGUGGCGGUGGCGGUGGCGGCGGCGGUGGUGGAGAGGACAAGGUCUUCUGGCGAGCCUACAUCCCCACCGGCCUCAGCAUGGACACGAGAAUCGAGGCCGUGCUCGACGUACAGGCCGGCUUCGACGUCGAGGCGCAGACGGCAGGCCGUGAUACGCACGGCGGACGUGCUGGCGGCCAGGGACUGGCGCUGUGGGAGGUCGGUCAGGCAGACAGAGACCUGCUCGCUUCGCUCUAG
This is a messenger RNA of Pseudozyma flocculosa PF-1, 1617 nucleotides long. RefSeq lists its product as uncharacterized. Bases 1 to 1617 code for a protein of 538 amino acids. The transcript has a single exon. Lineage: Eukaryota; Fungi; Basidiomycota; Ustilaginomycetes; Ustilaginales; Ustilaginaceae. Gene Ontology annotation, molecular function: oligosaccharide binding. The record is from RefSeq and is a predicted model, not a curated record. Gene Ontology annotation, cellular component: extracellular region.